UCCUCUCCUCUCCUCUCACUACCCCCUCUUCAUAUUUUCCUUCAGGUUCUGUUGAUACUAUAUUUAUUGUUUAUUAGGCUAUAUGUAUUCAAAACAGUUAGGACUAGUAGUCAAACAACGGAAGCCAGUAACAAAUGUUGACUUUUGGAGAGAAAAAAAAACUGUAAAAAAACGAGGAAUCAUCUCAACAUUUUGCUUUAGAGAGAUGGCGGAUUAGGGGGGUUGAGACUGGUUUCAUAUGUCGACAGAAUAACGCACACAGGAGCAGGAAAAGAGAGAGAGGAAGACAGAAGGAGAGGAGAGAAGAGAAGGAGGGGGUUAAGUUCACAAAUUCAAGGAAUUGCAGUUUGAUGGCGUUGUCGGAAGUUUCAAAGAAUGGGGGAAAAAAACUAGCCCGCGGGGGAUCAUAAAGGCGAAAUUGAUGACAAAGUGAUGCACCCAAUAUACAUCCAAGGAUUCAAUUACUGUUGGAAUGACGAGUAUAAAGAACUUUGAUGACGGGGUUUGAAUGUAGUUGAAGAAGAAGCUGAGGUUGCAUAUUUUGGAUUCGCGUUUCCAGUGGAAAUCGGGACGGAGGAAAAAAUGUGGCAGACAGAUACAGAAGGAACGAUGUGAGCGGAGACGAGCAGUGACUUUUAUAAUGUGUAUAAAUAUUUCAAUCACUUUUGGUUUUGCGCAUAUUGCCUUUUUUUUAACGUUUAUUUUUCAAGAGCGGCUCGAACGGAGGAAAAGUUUUGUUUAUUCCAGAAUGGGCAUGGACUUUUAUCGAAAUGUCAGCUGUAGUUUGCCGUUAGUUUUCUGGUAACCUAUUUGAAUACAGUCUUAAAGAAGAUACUCUGUAGCCGAACUCUUCUCACAAUAAUGUCUGAUUUUGAGAGAGAUGCAGCGAGCCGUUAUUGGACGCAACAAUGUGGCCAACUUCAAUGAGGCCUUAUUGUAUUUUUAUUGCAACAAUUGCCAUAAUCGGUAUCCUUGUGGAUUCCAACCUAAAUUCAUUUUCAUUGUAUUUUGCCGUGAAAUAAAUCAAUAAUGUGUUGACAUCGGUUAGAUUUAAGACAAAUAAAAUCAAUAUCUAUUUGAUGGCUUUUUUCCGUUGUUGGUAAAGAUUUUGUUCGGGUUUCCACUCGUACUAUACAGCUCACCCAGGAGGACUGCAUUUUGGUGGAUGAAAGAUUGGAGACCCAUUCUACUGGGGGUCUGGCACGGCACAACGUCUCGAAUCAACGCACCAGUCCCGGGGACAGGCUGCUCGCUCGAGCGCCCGGUGGUCGCCCUACAUGACACCCUGCACUCAGAAGAUCCGGAUUUUUAAGGAUUUAACUCAAUAACCCUGGAAUCUAAUCUGAUUUACUUUUUUUUGUGAGAUAACCCGCAUCGUAUCCUGUGUAGGCUAUGCUGUGCCUGUGUAAACUGUGACCAGGCAGGUAUGCAGUUGAACCGGCCGAAGAGCGCUUUAGUGACGAGCUUCAGCCCGCCGAUGGUCCCGGAGACAGCAGCCAGUAGGAGUACCAGUACCGUUUCCUUCUCCAGACAGUUCAAAACAAUGCGCUUCUCCUACCACAUCAGCAGCGGCAUGCCAAGUCCACAACCGCCGCGCAGCGGGAUACGCCCGUCCUCUUCCAGUCCUCGGCUGAUGACUAAGAGCCUGUCUCUGGAUCCUGGUGCUCACGGUGCCUGCCUCGGGGCCCAUGCCGAUGACUCAGACACCCAGACCCCUCGCCUCAGCUCAGACCCCGGAUCCCUAACCUCCGGGUCCCUUGGUCUGCACCCAUCCAUGCCCCUGCUGUACCCAGCUGGACACGGCUGUAACGGAGGAGACAACGGGAGUGGAACUCCUCAGGAAGUGCCCUCCACCGCCCUCAAGAGACGCCCUCCUCUACCUGGGCCUAAACCACAAGUGCCCCCAAAGCCUCCUCACCUGCAGCAGAGUGCUGGUGCUCCUAGGCCCUGCCCCCGCGUCCCGGACAAGCCCCUCCCACCUCCCCCACCCUGCAGACCUCUGCCUGCAGACCCCAGAGGGGGAGGACCCUGCCGACCGCCGACACUCCCCCGCGCCGAGGGACGCUCCUCCCCCACCGCCUGUGUGCUCUCCCUCAUUGAGAAGUUUGAGAGGGAGCAGAUCAUUGUGGUGCCUGAUAUCAUGGGAGGGGGUCUCUGCAACCCCAGGGUCCCUGAGACAGGACCAGGUGGGGGCCCCUUCUCUCCCCCAGUCUCAGAGCUCACUCCCGGCUGUCUCCACGUGGCCUGCCCUCCUGGUUCCUCUCAAGAGCUGGAUGACCUACCUCAGGGGCUGGCUGUGUUGGCUGGCGUGGUGCUGGGAGAGAAAGUAGGAGAGACAGACAACAUGGAGGAGGAUAAUGAUAAAGAACACGAACUAGGAGCGUUGUGCUCUGCCUCUGACAAGCGCCUGUCCAUGGAGUCCGGUUAUAGCGCCUCAGAGAAACUCACAGACGCCGUGGAGAUAAGGGGGCAGGCGGAGCCAGAAAGCCAAUCAGGGAUCCCCUCUGACAACUUGUCCCUCCUCCAGCCGCAAGCGGACGGCAAACUGGCCAAUCGGGACUCUGGCAUCGACAGCAUCAGCUCUCCGUCCCACAGUGAGGAGCUGUGUUUCGCCGGCGACGAGGACCGGGUCAUCUUCCCCUGUAGUCCCGCCCUCACGCUGCCACGCCUCUCUAGCUCCUCCUCCUGCAGCUAUGCGGAGGGCCCGGGGGGAGAGGGGGCGUCGGCUGAGGGUGGGGGGGAUUCGGAGGGGGACAGUGACUUGGAGGAGGGAAGCGGGGAUGAGACCAUUGAGCUCAUCAACCCUAUGAUGGAUCUCCAACCUCUGGCACUGGCCCUGCCUAAAACAGACAGACAGGACUCUACAGAGCUGUCGGUGCAGCAGCGUGUGUUCAACAUAGCCAAUGAGCUCCUCCACACAGAGAAGGCCUAUGUGUCUCGGCUGUACCUCCUGGACCAGGUGUUCUGCUCCUCCCUCCUAGAGGAGGCGCGCUCCCGCUCCUCCUUCCCUCUAGACGUGGUCAUGGGUAUCUUCUCCAACAUCUGCUCUAUAUACUGUUUCCACCAGCAGUUCCUGCUCCCCGCCCUGGAGAAGCGCAUGGCGGAGUGGGAUGUGAACCCGCGCAUCGGGGACAUCCUGCAGAAGCUAGCCCCCUUCCUGAAGAUGUACGGAGAGUACGUGAAGAACUUUGACCGGGCCAUGGAGCUGGUCAACACCUGGAUGGAGAGGUCGUCCCAGUUCAAAGCCAUCGUCCACCACAUCCAGAGAGAGGAGCGCUGUGGUAACCUGACCCUACAGCACCACAUGUUGGAGCCGGUUCAGAGGAUCCCUCGCUACGAGCUGCUGCUGAAAGACUACCUGCACCGUCUCCCUGGCGACCAUGAUGACUUUAAGGAUGCACAGAAAUCUCUGGAGUUGAUCGCCACAGCGGCAGAGCACUCCAACACAGCCAUCAGAAAGAUGGAGCGUAUGCGUAAACUGCUGAAGGUGUAUGAGUUGCUGGGAGGAGAGGAGGACAUCGUUAACCCUACCAACGAACUCAUCAAGGAGGGACACAUCCUCAAACUAUCGGCUAAGAACGGCACCUCACAGGACAGAUACCUCAUCCUGUUCAAUGAUAGGUUAUUGUACUGCGUCCCUAAACUGAGGUUGAUUGGUCAGAAGUUUGGUGUGAGAGCCAGGAUUGAUGUGGAUGGGAUGGAGCUGAAGGAGAGCAGCAGUAUUAACGUUCCCAGAACCUUCCUGGUGUCUGGAAAACAGCGAUCACUAGAGCUCCAGGCCAGGACUGAAGAAGAGAAGAGAGAUUGGAUCCAAGCUAUCCAGGCCACUAUCCAAAGACAUGAACAGACGCUUGCCACGUUCCACCAUCUCAACUGUUCUCUCCGAGAUGAGGACUACACUCCUCCCAACUCACCUAACUGUAAUGAGCUGGGGAAGCGUGCCCCCACUCCGAUCCGUGAGAAGGAGGUGACUCUGUGUAUGAAGUGCCAGGAGCCGUUUAACUCCAUCACCAAGAGACGUCACCACUGCAAGGCCUGUGGACACGUGGUGUGUGGAAAGUGUUCAGAGUUCAGGGCCCGUCUGCUCUACGACAACAACAGGGCUAACAGGGUGUGCAUCGACUGCUACACCACCCUAGUGGGGGUUCCCCCCUCCCCCGCCAGUCUGACAAGCAGCGCAUACAGAAGACGGUCAAUAUUAGAGAAACAGGCGUCGGUGGCAGCAGAGAACAGUGUGAUGUGUAGCUUCCUCCACCACAUGGAGAAGGGAACAGGCAGAGGCUGGCAGAAAGCCUGGUUUGUCAUCCCAGAGAAUGAACCACUGGUGCUGUACAUAUACGGAGCUCCUCAGGAUGUGAAAGCCCAGCGCUCUGUCCCUCUGAUUGGCUUCGAGGUCUCCCUUCCUGAGUCAUGUGACCGCCUGGAACGCCGCUUUGCCUUCAAAAUCAGCCAAUCACACCUUACGCUCUACUUCAGCGCCGACGGGGAGGAGCUACAGCGCCGCUGGACAGAGGUCCUAUCACGUGCAGGGAGAGGGGAGGAGCUACAGGCUCAUGGUUCAAUAAUAGAGACCCUAGAGGAGGAAGGGGAGGAGACUGCAACCUCGGGAGAAAAUACGUGAUUGGUUAGAAGGCGUAAAAUCAGUAUUAGAUCAUCUGCUGUAUACACAUAAAAACUACAAACUACAAACUGUACAGAUCAUGAGCAUAACAAUAGUCUACGCACAGUCUAAAACGUACAAACACACACACACACACACACACACACACACACACAGAUUUACAGACACACACACAGACACACACACACACAGACACAGAC
Oncorhynchus mykiss (rainbow trout) is the source of this 4821-nucleotide messenger RNA. NCBI's taxonomy places the organism in Eukaryota, Metazoa, Chordata, Actinopteri, Salmoniformes, Salmonidae. The record is from RefSeq and is a predicted model, not a curated record.